Messenger RNA from Enterospora canceri, 588 nucleotides. Lineage: Eukaryota; Fungi; Microsporidia; Enterocytozoonidae. The record is from the annotation of a GenBank genome assembly.
AUGCUGAUUAGAAAUCUCCUUCUGAGGCUUCUCACCAACGGGCCAGCGAUCUGGCUGCUUCUGCUGCUGCUUUCAGUCAGAACGGCCCUCAAAUACGCGAAAGUGAGGUCACUCGACUGCAAGGUCGCCUACGAGCAGAAGGACGCGAAGAUGGAGACACGUCUCUUCGUCUUCGUUCUGGUUCUCUCCCAUUUGAUGCCACUUCUCUCGGAUUACGCGAAGAUCUCCCUCGAGACACUCGUCCAGCGCGACUGCUACGUCGCAAGCUACGACUUCGCCCUGAAGUCGCAGCCAGGGGCCACGACUGAAAUCGGCCAGAAUCUCCACGCCCAGUGCAGCAGAUUCGCAAAGAGCAUCCGCCUGGUCUUCGUCGCCAUCGGAUACUACGCACCAAUCAAGGCCAUCUGCUUCUGGUUCAAUCAGAGGCAGAUCAGGAGACAAAUGGCAGGGCAUUUCAGUCCGAUUUCUGGCUGGAUCGGCCGUGUCGAAGCAGCACGGCCACUCCGACAGGCAGAACGAGACGGCGGUGGACUUGUUGCGGCACCACCGCUUUCUGGUCGAAAACGGCACCGUCGAUGUCGCCCUUGA